Messenger RNA from Neoarthrinium moseri, 981 nucleotides. RefSeq lists its product as uncharacterized. The transcript has a single exon. Bases 1 to 981 code for a protein of 326 amino acids. Lineage: Eukaryota; Fungi; Ascomycota; Sordariomycetes; Amphisphaeriales; Apiosporaceae. The record is from RefSeq and is a predicted model, not a curated record.
AUGUCUUCCCUAUCCUCAUCAACGGUAGCUAUGACACCAUUACUGAAAGAGUAUGAAAAGCAUGCUAACUUGUGGUUUGGACAGUCUGCCAUAAUUGGUGGCGUACCAACCGUGACGCUCGACGUGCCCAUAUCCGCCGUCUUUCUAUCCCUCUACCUCGCCGGCGCGAUACUUCACAUCUCCAUAUUCACGACAAAUCGACGCCGAGGUCACAAAUUCUUCAUGACCUGGCUGCUUAAUGUAUUCUGCAUAAUACGCGUUGUUACUUGUUCCAUGCGAAUUGCGUGGGCAACCACUCCGAAAAACCCAAGCCUGGCAAUUGCGGCACAGAUAUUCAACAAUGCCGGCAUCAUUAUUGUCUAUAUCGUCAACUUGAUCUUCUCCCAGCGCAUUUUUCGGGCCAAGAAGCCCCAACUUGGGUGGAACAAGGCCCUUGAGCUAGCUUUCAACGCAAUAUAUUGUCUUAUUGUCGGGACCUUGAUCAUGGGUAUCACUGUGCUGGUUAUUUCCAUCAACACGACGAAUGUCCGAACGCUGCAGUCCAUCCGAGAUGUCACACUCGCCAGCGCGACUUUUAUACUUGUGGUCGCAAUACUGCCAUUUAUAAUAGUAAUGGUUGCGUACCUAAAACCGACACCUUGCUCUCAGGAAUCCUUCGGCACAGGUAGCAUGGCAGCAAAGUCCCUAGUUGUCCUCUCGUCAACCUGUCUUGCGAUCAUCAUUGCAGGCUUCAAGGCCGGAACUUCUUGGCAGCCAGCACGUCUCGCUUCCGAUCCGGCCUGGUACCAUUCGAAGCCGGCAUUUUAUUGCUUCAAUUUUGUGCUCGAGGUCAUUAUCUUGGCUAUCUUUCUUCUCUCACGGGUGGACAAGCGCUUGCACGUUCCGGAUCACUGCAAGGGUCCAGGCGAUUACUCGAGACUGGGGCCAGACAAGACGGAGGAAGGUGAUAAGGAUCGGGAUUAUUAUCGCCGCAAGGGAUAG